Molecule: messenger RNA, 3306 nt
Organism: Scleropages formosus (Asian bonytongue)
Lineage: Eukaryota; Metazoa; Chordata; Actinopteri; Osteoglossiformes; Osteoglossidae
Product: metastasis-associated protein MTA3-like
Exons: 19
Coding region: 252-2366 (704 amino acids)
Biological process (GO): negative regulation of transcription by RNA polymerase II
Cellular component (GO): nucleoplasm; NuRD complex
Molecular function (GO): transcription corepressor activity; chromatin binding; transcription coactivator activity
Source: RefSeq, a predicted model, not a curated record
UCCACCCCCACCAGGAAACACGCUACUAUCUGAUUUGAAUCCUUUUGCGUAUUGUACUAUGAAUUCUGGGAGGGGGGUUCUUUAAAUCUUUCCCUUUUUACUCCCGAUUCAUCCCCCUCAAAGCGAUAUUUUAUGUUAUUUUGGUUUUUGAAAGUACCGGGCACCAUCAUACAAGCACAUCUAUAUAUUUAUUUGCACAUUUCGCAGUUUAUGCUUUGUCUAUUUUUUUUACACCCAGGAGGAGGGCAGAAAUGGCGGCCAACAUGUACCGGGUCGGAGAUUAUGUCUUCUUCGAGAACUCCUCCAGCAAUCCUUAUCUGAUCAGACGAAUUGAGGAACUGAAUAAGACGGCGAGCGGGAAUGUGGAGGCCAAGGUGGUUUGCUUUUACAGAAGGAGGGAUAUCUCACACAGUCUAAUACAGCUGGCAGACAAGCAUGCCAAGGAUCUGGAGGAGGAGAAGGAAGGGCCCCGGGAGCCAGAGCUCACUGAAAAACAGAAACACCAGCUGCGCCACCGAGAGCUCUUCCUGUCACGGCAGUACGAGUCGCUCCCCGCAACACAUAUCCGGGGAAAAUGCAGUGUCGCUCUCCUGAACGAAACAGAGGCUGUUCUCUCUUACCUGGAAAAAGAGGACACCUUCUUCUACUCGCUAGUGUACGAUCCCACACAGAAGACCCUGCUGGCAGACAAAGGAGAGAUCCGGGUGGGCCCACGCUUCCAGGCCGACGUCCCAGACAUGCUGCAGGAAGGGGAACCUGAUGAAAGGGAUCAGUCCAAACUUGAGGAGAAAAUGUGGGAUCCUCAGUGUCCCCUUACCAGCAAGCAGAUUGACCAGUUCCUUGUUGUGGCCAGAGCGGUGGGGACAUUUGCCCGAGCACUGGACUGCAGCAGCUCCGUCAGACAGCCCAGCCUCCACAUGAGCGCAGCUGCUGCUUCGCGUGACAUCACACUGUUCCAUGCCAUGGACACACUCCACCGGCAUGGCUAUGACCUGUCCAGCGCCAUCAGCGUCCUUGUGCCACAGGGGGGGCCUGUACUCUGCCGUGACGAGAUGGAGGAGUGGAGCGCCUCUGAAGCCAGCCUGUUUGAGGAGGCGCUUGAGAAGUACGGCAAGGACUUCAAUGACAUCCGGCAAGACUUUCUACCAUGGAAAUCACUGACCAGCAUCAUCGAAUAUUACUACAUGUGGAAGACAACAGAUCGAUAUGUACAGCAGAAGCGACUGAAGGCAGCAGAGGCAGAGAGCAAGUUAAAACAAGUUUACAUCCCUACAUAUAACAAGCCCAACCCCAACCAGAUCUCUGUCACCAAUGGCAAGAUGGCCACCAUGAAUGGUGCGGCAGGUCCAGGUGGUUACCAGGCGACAAGCGCAGGCCGGCCCUGCGAGAGCUGCUUCUCUAUGCAGUCUUCCCAGUGGUACUCAUGGGGCCCUCCCAACAUGCAGUGUCGUCUUUGCAUUUCUUGCUGGAUGUACUGGAAGAAGUAUGGGGGGCUGAAGAUGCCCAGUCGAGCUGAAGGGGAGGAGAAGGCACCACCCAGCCCUGUGCCCACUGAGCCUCGUCCACGGGGUCACGGCCCCCGGCAGUCCUCCCACCUGGUCCCCAUGCGGAACAGCGGCAGCCCCAAGUCCUCCAUGAAGACGAAGCAGGCCUUUCUGCUGCAGGCCACCCGCCUCACCAAGCUGGCCCGCCACAUGUGUCGUGACCUCAUCAGGCUGCGCCAGGCGGCGCGCCGGCCCUUUGUGCCCAUUAACUGUGGCGCCAUAAAGGCGGAGUACGUCAGUCGGGUCCCGGACGGUGGGGGAAGGCCGGCGCGCUUCAGAGCCUCCCAGAGGAGCACCCUAUCUAGUGUCCUGCAAUAUCUAGAGUCACGUCCAGCACCCCACGCCCCCCGUACCCCUCGUACGCAUGGCUUGCAGGUCCAGCCCCCUAAGAGCCUACUUUCCUCGCUGCCCAGCCAUGGGCCUCUUGGCAUGCUGGGAAAGCGCAGCUACCACCACCACAGCAGAAUGGAGGCAACAGAGAGACGAGGAAGCAUGGGUGGACCAGAUAACUCGGGGCAUAUGGCGGGAUCCCUACUGCACAAUGGACGGAGUAGCAUGGAUGCCCUCCAGCCCAGCGGACCCAUGCUUCGCAAGAGACGGCCCAACUGGAUCGAAGCGCCCGAUGACAGCUUCUUCCUUGUAUCCCGGGAGACGAGGAGGGUCCGCAGGCUGCUCUCCCGCUCCCAGCUAAGAAGGGCCUGUAGGCAGCCAUGUGAGCAGAUCAGCCCGAGGAGGCCUCCGUUAGGCCCAGCCCAUGGUGUCCUGCAAGGUCCUCCACACCCGAGUCUGAGGACCCGGGGCCCUAUUGUCAUUCAGGACUGACCGCCCCCUCCAAGUUCCAAACCCGGGGAAACUCACUGUCCUCUGGCCAAUACGUUGCUUUUUCCUCGACGGUGAUUUUUCCCUCCGCCUCUUCUUCUCGCUCCUUUUUCCGUACCCGCCCCGUGAUUCCGAGCAUCGGCCCGAUCCGCGGGUAUUCCUCCGCGUUCUAUCGUGCACCGGCCCUGCUGGUGGCACAGUUAAUACGAAAAGAAACGAAACGCUGCUUGACACCGAAGCCGUGCUAUUGCCAGCAUUCCUUCCGCUUCCACCUGCAGGUGGACAAUAAGCAAGCAGAUGCGUUAGAAGCAAAGUCAACGAAUCCAUCCGAAACCAUUCUGGCACCUCGUUCCUUGCUUUCCUCUCGUCAUAAAAAUCGAUGUAAAUAGGCGUCAUCCUUUUCAGCCUCUUUUUUAAAAAGCUGACUUUGUUUUUAUACCGCAUCCCGGAACGAUCCAAUGGGGCCAUGCCCCUCCCCGUGGCGACAAUCAGCCUGAAUGGAGUGGCGGCUCCUGUUGCUUAGGCGACUGAUGAAUCCGCAGUAUUCUUUGGCGAAUCUAUGCAGACAAUCCUUUGUCUUUGAUUGGCAAUAGAUAAACGGAGGGUGGGAAAUCUCCAGCUCUUAAGGCUCGCUGGUUUUCCGGUUACCGUUCCUUUCAUUCGGCAGCGAAUACAUAAGUAGAUCAGUUGUUGAUGUAAGUUCGAUUCAUUGAGUUUAGCAAGUAGAAGGAGGGCCAGCACAUCCGGCGGGCCUGAUCCCCUGAUUCCCCAUCAUCAUAAAACCCACCUGCUUCUGUAAAGCUCACUAGUCAAAAGUAAAACAUGAUAUACGGUAUAUGUUUUUUUUAAUACCGUCACCGCUUCCUACCCUGACGGAUUGCAGAGUGUCCUCAGUUAGCCUAACGAUCAGUUGUUCCGCCAGAUCCAUCGGAGCUCCUCAAUU